Messenger RNA from Otolemur garnettii (small-eared galago), 960 nucleotides. It is a transcript of the gene IQCK, whose product is annotated as IQ motif containing K. The transcript is spliced from 9 exons. NCBI's taxonomy places the organism in Eukaryota, Metazoa, Chordata, Mammalia, Primates, Galagidae. The record is from RefSeq and is a predicted model, not a curated record. Bases 1 to 858 code for a protein of 285 amino acids. Gene Ontology annotation, molecular function: protein binding.
AUGGCGGCGCCACCAGGACUACCCGGCCGUGCGGCUCCGCGAGAGGAGCCGAGCGGCUCCGGGAACUCGUCGCUCACUCGGACCCCAGUGGUCACCGCGUCCCCUGAGUUCCUGGUUGUCUCUCUGGGGCAGGCCGCCGAGCCGCCGGGCAAGAGCCUGUGGGAGCAGAUCUGCGAGGAGUAUGACGCUGAGCAGCCUCCCUUUCCAGAAGGAUAUAAAGUCAAAGAAGAAGAUGUGAUUACUGUUUCACCAUUGGAGGAAAUGCUUUCCCAUGGCCUCAAUGUAGAACAGUAUUUUCCAGUUCCCCAAUUCCCCAUGGUCUCACAGAAACCCUGUUCUGAAGAUAAACCAGAAACAACUGAUCCAAAAACAUGUCCCCCCAAAGAAUAUUUGGAAACUUUCAUUUUUCCAGUUCUGCUUCCCGGAAUGGCCAGCCUACUUCACCAGGCAAAGAAAGAAAAAUGUUUUGAGAGGAAAAGAACCAAAUUCGUUGCCUGUGAUUUUCUGACCGAGUGGUUAUACAACCAAAAUCCAAAGAGGAUAGGGGAGGAGUUCACAGAAUUCUUCUUCAUUCCGUUCGUGAAGGAGUACCUAGAGAAACACCCGAGGCCACCAAUCCCACUCUCUCUCCUGCUGACAGAAAGAGAAGCUGCUCUCCUCAUUCAAUCCUUCUGGAGAGCCUAUCUGAUUCGCUGUAAUCCUGAGAUUCAAGAAUUGCGUCAGUGGCAGAAGAAACUGCGUGAAGACAAGCACAUUCGCCAGCGAGUCAGAAUGUUCUGGGCCAACCAAGAACACAAAAUGAAAUGCACGAUGGAGGACAAUGAUGCGGUGCCUACAGCCAAGAUUCCAUCACCUUAACCACAGCUGGUAUCUUUUCCUGUCAGAGCACAGCUUUCCCUGUGCAAGGAAAACAUCUAAAUUUCGUUAACAACAAGACUUAGUACAGGUGAAAAUAGAAUC